AUGGGCACUACUCUGCCUGUCAACAAUGGCGGACCGUUUGUGAAGGAAGUUCGGCUGUUUGGUUUGUUCAGUAAUCUCUGCUAUGUUUCCAAACUAUCUGAGAGAACUGCGGUCGAGCAGUUAACAAAUCAUAUCAAAGAUAAUGAUCUACAUAUGGGUCUCCAAUCUGCGUAUAAGCAACAUUACAGUGUAGAAUCGGCGUUACUCAAGGUUAGAAGCGAUAUUCUGUUAAACAUGGAGGCGCAGAAAGUGACACUGUUGGUCCUGUUAGACCUUAGUGCAGCUUUUGACACGGUCAAACACGACAUUCUGCUACAGAGGCGGAAGACAAAGUUUGGUGUCAGCGGAAAGGCUCUUGAUUAG
This is a messenger RNA of Actinia tenebrosa (Australian red waratah sea anemone), 363 nucleotides long. RefSeq lists its product as uncharacterized. The record is from RefSeq and is a predicted model, not a curated record. Lineage: Eukaryota; Metazoa; Cnidaria; Anthozoa; Actiniaria; Actiniidae.